GCUGGCGCCGCCGACGCAUCAACGGACACGCAACUGGAGCUUGCUGCCCUCGUCCACAGACUGCCUUGUUCCAGCCAUCCAGAAUGUCUUACGGCGGCAGGCAGCUGGCCUACGCGCCGACGCCUUACAUCCCGCGCUCCAACCUCUCCGCGACCAUCAACCUUGAUGAGGAAGUCAAACUGUCUGCAACCAAUGCAGAGCGCGACUUGAACGACUCGCUGGCCGAGAUCUACAGCAUCAUCAUCACGCUCGAUGCCAUAGAGAAGGCCUACCUGAAGGACUCCAUCGCCGAAGCCGACUACACCGAGACAUGCAACCGGUUGAUGAAGCAGUACAAGUCCAAUCUUGCCAAUGAGACGGUCGCGCAAGCAUUUGGCACUCUGGACCAGUUUGCGAAAGAGUGGCAGAUGGAAUGUCCCCGAGCCAUCGAGCGACUACGCGUUGGCAUACCCGCGACUAUCGAACAAGGUCCAUCGAGACCAACUCAGGGAGGCGACUUUGCUGAUGCGACGCUCGUCGUCAACGCGACCGAGACUUUCAUCACUCUGCUCGAUGCCAUCAAGAUUGGGCUGGUAGAGAAGGACACAUUGCAUCCUCUGCUUGUCGAGAUCAUACAAGCUGUCAACAAGGUCACGGACGUCGAUUUCGAGAGCAAAGGCAAGAUUGUGCAGUGGUUGAUUACCCUGAACCAGAUGCGGGCGGCCGAGAAGUUGAGCGACGAGCAGGCGCGCGAGUUCCAAUUUGACAUGGACUCGGCCUACUAUGGCUUCAAGACAACCCUGAAGAAGGCUUAGAGGAUUGGCAACAUGUCUCUUUGUAUUCUCGUGUAUGCGCUGCUCGUGGUGCCUUGACUUUAGCCCCGCCAUGGCUAGCUCGGGCCCACGUUGGA
This is a messenger RNA of Alternaria alternata, 889 nucleotides long. RefSeq names its product vacuolar protein sorting-associated protein 28. The transcript has 3 exons. Lineage: Eukaryota; Fungi; Ascomycota; Dothideomycetes; Pleosporales; Pleosporaceae. Gene Ontology annotation, molecular function: protein-containing complex binding. The coding region runs from base 84 to 794 and encodes 236 amino acids. Gene Ontology annotation, biological process: protein transport to vacuole involved in ubiquitin-dependent protein catabolic process via the multivesicular body sorting pathway. The record is from RefSeq and is a predicted model, not a curated record. Gene Ontology annotation, cellular component: ESCRT I complex.